This is a messenger RNA of Paramecium octaurelia, 1054 nucleotides long. The record is from the annotation of a GenBank genome assembly. Lineage: Eukaryota; Ciliophora; Oligohymenophorea; Peniculida; Parameciidae.
AUGAAUGAUAGAGAAGAACUACAAAUUAAAUGUUAAGUUGAAGGGCAUACAAAUAUCCAAUUAGCUUGUUUGAAUUAGACUUGCAAAAUAAAUAGAAUUUAUUGUCAUUAAUGUCUUAUAAAUGGAGAUCAUGUUGCUCAUAUUAAGGAUUAAAGAAGUAUAAAUUAAGUCAUUGAAUUAUUUCAUUCAAUUGAGAUAAUAAGUGAGGAUUCCAUAUAAGAAUUAAACUAAAUGAUUACAUAAAUAAAUGAAUUAUUUACUUAAAUUGCGUAAGAAUUGAGAAACAGAUAUUAAAUAUCUUUAUAAAAGCUAAAAACAUUGAAUCCAUACCAAUUUAAUAUGGCUUUAAAUGAGAUUAUCAAUUAUGAUCAAAAUGAAAAAUCUGUUUAACAAGAAACAAAGUAAUAAUUAGACAAUAUGAUCGAUCUAUUCAAUGAUUGGCUAAACAGAUUAAAUAUAUAAAAACAAGAAAAAUCAGAAUUAUUAUAUUAAUAAGGUAAUGAAGUUCUAAUUUAGGAUAUCAAUUAUAUUCGGAGUAUCAUAAAUAUCAAGAAGCAAUUUAAUUAUUUGAUGAUGCAUUACUAAUUAAUCCAAAACAUUUCAAUUCAUUAUAUCUCAAAGGUAUAGAGAUCAUAAAAAUGUAUUAGCUGAUAGUUUAAGAAUGCUUGAUAAUUAUAUUGAUGCAAUUAUUUGGGUUGAUAAAGCUUUGUUUAUUGAUUCUAAACAUGUCAGUUCAUUUUAUACAAAAGGUUAAUAAUGAGUGUUAAAUAUAGGUGAAUCGUUAAGAAUGCUGAGUAUAUAUGACUAAGCAAUCAAGUAUUUGGACCAAGCAUUGUAUUAUAAUCCAAAUCAUCAUUAAUCCUUAGGGAGCAAAGGUUAAUUAUUUCUCAAUUAAUGUAGGAGCCUGUUUACAAUCAUUAUAAUAAUAUUAAGAAGCUAUUUAUAAUUACAAUAAGGCUAUUGAGAUAGACCCAAAUUAUACCUGGGCUAAAGAUCGGAAAAGUAUAUAUAAAUUUAUUUAUUUAUAGUUGAAUGUGAGUCUAGUGACUGUUGA